AUGUCAACCUCAUCUAACCAAGUUUCCGCAGACACCACUACUACAGACACCGCAACAUCAACAGAUACAACUGUUGUUGACCACCCACUUGCCGAAAAUGUAAGACCACUUUCGCCAACCCGAGGUCUUUUGAUUAGCCAUAUUAUUGAAUUGUAUUCGUGCAAGCCAACCAGAGAAAAAUUCAGAUUCUAUAACGAGGACGCAUUAUUUGAAGAUCCAGUAAUGAUUGCACCUGGACUCGAGAAUAUCAAAGCCCAAUUCUACGCAAUGCCAAAAAUUUUCUCAAAAUCCACCCCUGAUAGCUACAAAGUGCUAAAAAACGACGAACAUAUAAUCGAAAUCGAUCUCAAUCAACGAUACUUUGUUGCAUUAUUCAAUAAGGAAAUUGUACACCACAGCUUUAUCCGAUUGGAGUUGGAUACUAACGAAAAGAUUGUAAAGCACACGGAUUUAUGGAACGGGAAACCGUUGUACCAUGAGGGAAUCAUUGGUGGAAUUUCUUCGUUCUUCCGUAGAACAAAUGCUAGACUUGUGUCCACUUUCGUGCGCAUUCCAGAAAUUGCAAUGUAA
Molecule: messenger RNA, 570 nt
Organism: Ambispora gerdemannii
Lineage: Eukaryota; Fungi; Glomeromycota; Glomeromycetes; Archaeosporales; Ambisporaceae
Source: the annotation of a GenBank genome assembly